GGCGAGCGGAAAUAGAUCGCCGAAACUUCCGGUGUCGGUUGGGGUUCUCAUUCGCGAUAAAGAAGAGGCAAGUGCAGCCGCCGGGUGGUAGAAGAUGGCCGACGCGCAGGUAAAGAAGCUCACGGACGAGAUCGAACGGUUGGAGUUGGACCUCAAGGCCCUCGAAGCGGCCAUCACGACGUCAGAAGCCGCGAAAAAAGUCUCCGAGUACUGCAACACGACACCCGACCCCUUCUUGGGCGACAAUGAGUCGCCAAAUGUGUGGCAGGCCGCGGCGCAAGGUGGCGGAGGAUGUGUGAUACAAUAAUGUUCACCCUCGAUCGAUUCCAUAAAGAAAAUCACCUCUCUCCGACGACAACUCGUCGGCAUGUAUCAUCUUGUGUGCGACUCCUGCCGCGUCCCACAUGUGUUCACCACUUCAUAAGUUAACAUGUGUUCUUCCAUAUA
This is a messenger RNA of Aphanomyces invadans, 447 nucleotides long. RefSeq lists its product as hypothetical. Gene Ontology annotation, biological process: G protein-coupled receptor signaling pathway. The record is from RefSeq and is a predicted model, not a curated record. The coding region runs from base 95 to 307 and encodes 70 amino acids. The transcript is spliced from 2 exons. NCBI's taxonomy places the organism in Eukaryota, Oomycota, Saprolegniomycetes, Saprolegniales, Verrucalvaceae.